Messenger RNA from Pygocentrus nattereri (red-bellied piranha), 937 nucleotides. RefSeq names its product C-C motif chemokine 20-like (gene ccl20l). The transcript is spliced from 4 exons. Gene Ontology annotation, molecular function: chemokine activity; CCR chemokine receptor binding. Gene Ontology annotation, cellular component: extracellular region. Bases 15 to 398 code for a protein of 127 amino acids. The record is from RefSeq and is a predicted model, not a curated record. Lineage: Eukaryota; Metazoa; Chordata; Actinopteri; Characiformes; Serrasalmidae. Gene Ontology annotation, biological process: inflammatory response; cellular response to type II interferon; cellular response to interleukin-1.
CGGGUCUAGCUCGUAUGCCUGCCAUCAUGCCUGCGAAAGGUUUGGUCGCCACCGCCCUCAUCAUCUGCGGGGUACUGUACACUCUGAGUCCGACUACGGCCGCAUACGGUCCAAUGAAUCAUGCCUGCUGUGUGAAAUACACUCGGAAACCUGUGGGGUUCAGUCUGAUCAAAGGUUACUUUGAGCAGAGUUCCCGCGAGGUGUGCCGCAUCGAUGCCAUCAUAUUUAUCACAAAGCGCAACAAGAAGAUCUGCGCAACCACCGCCGACGACUGGGUGAGAAAGGCGCUGGCGCGCCUGAGCGAUAAAAUGAAAAAGAUGUCAAAGCUGCAGUCUAACCAGUCUGCCGGCGUCAGCAUCAGCACCCUCUCAGCUCGGGGCAUCACUUCAAGCUCCUAAAGUCUGCUCUAUCUUCAAUAGCGGCUUCUAGAAGUGAUCCUUACUAUCCCUUCUGUUUAUUUCUGAUGUAAAUAAUCAAUAAGCGGAUGCAGUGAGCUCUUUCAUUUCUUUCUGGAUGAAAAUAGUUUGGAGCAUCAAACUAUUGAGCUAAAUGUUGUUUAAGUGAUGUUGCUUAUUGCAUUAUGUAACUUUUUGCAUAGUAAAGGACAGAGGUUUGAUAUAGCCAUUAUGAUUUUUAGAGGUAAUGUGAAUGUUUGACGUACAGUAUACUCCUUCCAAUUUACAGAGCCUGCAUUUACAGAUCACCUGGUCAAUAGUGGUCAGGGAGUAAUGCCUUCAAAGGCCAAAAUAGCUCUCUAAAAUGUGCUGACUGUAUCUGUAACAAAGCUUGUUAUGAUGGUGUUUAACAUGUCAGAGGCCAAACUGGUUUCCUAUAAUAUACUGAAUGUAUCUUCCACAGCAGUUAAUCACCUUGUGGCUUCUGAUAAAAACAUGUGACUUGAAAGACACUCAGAUAAAUAAAGGUGUGAUUUUCUUCA